Molecule: messenger RNA, 1434 nt
Organism: Cucumis melo (muskmelon)
Lineage: Eukaryota; Viridiplantae; Streptophyta; Magnoliopsida; Cucurbitales; Cucurbitaceae
Product: ubiquitin-like-conjugating enzyme ATG10
Exons: 8
Coding region: 233-952 (239 amino acids)
Biological process (GO): protein modification by small protein conjugation; macroautophagy; protein lipidation
Cellular component (GO): intracellular anatomical structure
Molecular function (GO): Atg12 transferase activity
Source: RefSeq, a predicted model, not a curated record
UUGGCAAUUUUCCGAAUAAUUUCAGUUUUCAUUAAUUCGAAGUUCCCUUCUAUUCUCUCAAUUUCUCCCCUCUCCCUUCCUCCGCCAGCCACUUCAACCUCACUUCCCAAGUUGCCACUUCCAUCCGUUCCAAACGUAGAAACGAUUUCAAUUCCUCCAAAUUCAGUGGUUCCAAACAGGAGUUCAACGCAAGCAAUCCUUCCAUCACUCAACCAUUCAUGUGAAUUUCAAGAUGGUUGGUACAUGUGAAGCAAUAGCUUCGGGUGGAACUAUCUCAUCAAGUGAUUUUUACAAGGCUGCUUCUGCUUUUAUUCAUAGAUGGAAACUUAUCAAUUCUGAUUUUCCUUCAUGGUCAUGGGUUCCAUAUCAGAAAUUACGGUGGAUUAGUUCUGAUGAUAAAGUUGACGGAUACUUAUCUUUGGAGAAAAUAUGCCUUCUGAGACCACAAGAGAACGAGCAGGAGAAAGGAGGGUGUUUAGAGGAAACAGAUAUUGAUGGGGCUGGCAACAACAACGAGUAUCUUGAUGAAGCUACAUUAGUCCCACCCCCAAGUGACCAAGAAGUACAUUACUAUGAUUUUCACAUUCUGCACUGUGCAUCAUAUAGUGUUCCAGUGCUAUACUUUCGAGCUUACUGUUGUGAUGGACAACAGCUGAUGUUUGAAGAAAUUGAAAAGGAUCUCCCAUCACAGUCUGUAGAUACAUUAUUGAAUUCAAAAUGGACAUUUAUUACUCAGGAGGAGCAUCCAUAUUUAAACAGACCAUGGUUCAAAUUACAUCCUUGUGGAACCAGUGAAUGGAUGAAGCUACUCUUUCUUAGUGAUGCUUCUUGGUUCAAUAAUGAAAUAGCUAUUGAAAGAUAUGUUGCCUCAUGGCUCUCAGUUGUGGGGCAAGUAGUUGGCUUGAGGAUUCCUAUGGAAUUGUUGAAAGAAGUCAGUGGCAGUCAGCUUUGAUUCUGGAGUUCAUCAGCAUUUCAGCAGCCUUGGCGAGGAUGACUCAUUUUAAGGGCAUUGCUCGUGAUCUAAUUACUGAUGGUGGUAAUUGGUUUUGAUUCCUAGAAUUAGAACUCCAUGCUCUAGUAGAGAAGUCAAAACCUGCCUGAGAUGAGAGAUUGGCUUUAGCAAGGGGAGGAUAUCGCACUGAAAGCGGGGCUGCCAAGAUUGAUGUGCACUCCUUUUGAGGUCGGAGGCUUUAUCCUUCAUUUUUUACAAUUGAACUAAAAAUUAUCCAUUAUCAUAUAUACUAUCAUUCUUUCAAGUUUUACCAUAUAUCUUGGGAUGUAUGUAUGUACAUUUAUGCAAAUUUAGGUGAUAAAGUGAAUGUGUAAAGGUGGACAAUGUUCAUUAUGGGAGCUUGUAAAUGUCUCCCUAAUUUCAUGUAAAAGGAUUUAUGGAUAAAUUAUUAGUUUGUUAUAGAAUUGUUCGUUAUUGGUUUA